Sciurus carolinensis (gray squirrel) is the source of this 6314-nucleotide messenger RNA. RefSeq names its product fms related receptor tyrosine kinase 1 (gene Flt1). The record is from RefSeq and is a predicted model, not a curated record. Gene Ontology annotation, molecular function: vascular endothelial growth factor receptor activity; ATP binding. Gene Ontology annotation, cellular component: plasma membrane; signaling receptor complex. Lineage: Eukaryota; Metazoa; Chordata; Mammalia; Rodentia; Sciuridae. The transcript has 15 exons. Gene Ontology annotation, biological process: vascular endothelial growth factor receptor signaling pathway; positive regulation of kinase activity; multicellular organism development. Bases 363 to 2360 code for a protein of 665 amino acids.
CUGGUGGUGGAGCUCCAGCCCCGUCCCCUCCCCAGUUUCGGGCGGCCCCCAGAGCUGAGUCCGCAGGAGGCUCGGAGCGCGCCAGGCGGACACUCCUCGAGGCUCCUCCCUGGCGGCAGCGGCGGCGGCGGCUCGGAGCGGGCUCCGGGGCUGGAGCGCAGCGGCCGGCGGGCGCCGGACAGCGAGGAUUACCCGAGAAGUGGUUGUGUCCUGGCUGGAGCCGCGGAGAGGGGCUCUCGGGGAGCAGGGCAGGAGCGCCGGGCCGGCAGCGGCGGAGCACGAGAGGAGGACCGGCUCAGGCGGUCGGGUCGUCGGCCGCGGGGAGCGGGGGCACAGGGCGAGCAGGCCGCGUCGCGCUCACCAUGGUCAGCUGCUGGGACACCGGGGUCCUGCUGUGCGCGCUGCUCGGCUGUCUGCUUCUCACAGGGUCUAGUUCAGGUUCAAAAUUGAAAGGUCCUGAACUGAGUUUAAAAGGCACCCAGCACAUCAUGCAAGCAGGCCAGACACUGUAUCUCAAAUGCAGGGGGGACUCAGCCCACUCAUGGUCUUUGCCUAAAACGGUGAGUAAGGAAAGCAAAAGACUGAGCAUAACUAAAUCUGCCUGUGGAAGGAAUGGCAAACAAUUCUGCAGUACUUUGACCUUGAACAUGGCUCAAGCAAACCACACUGGCUUCUAUAGCUGCAAAUAUCUACCCAUACAUACUUCAAAGAAGAAGAAAGCAGAAUCUACAAUCUAUAUAUUUAUUAGUGAUAUAGGUAGACCUUUCAUAGAGAUGUACAGUGAAAUACCUGCAAUUGUAUAUAUGACAGAAGGAAAGCAGCUCAUCAUUCCCUGCCGGGUUACAUCACCUAACAUCACUGUUACUCUAAAAAAGUUUCCAUUUGAUACUCUGAUCCCUGAUGGAAAAAGAAUAACUUGGGACAGUAGGAAGGGCUUUAUAAUAUCAAAUGCAACAUACAGAGAAAUAGGGCUUCUGACCUGUGAAGCAACAGUCAAUGGACAUUUGUAUAAAACAAACUAUCUCACACAUCGGCAAACCAAUACAAUCACAGAUGUUCAAAUAAGCACACCAAGUCCAGUGAAAUUACUUAGUGGUCACACCCUCACCCUCAACUGUACUGCCACCACUGCAUUGAACACAAGAGUUCAAAUGACCUGGAGUUACCCUGGUAAAACAACUAAGAGAGCUUCUGUAAGGCAACGAAUUGACCAAAGCAAUUCCCAUGCCAAUGUGUUCUACAGUGUUCUUAUUAUUCACAAAGUACAGAACAAAGACAAAGGACUUUAUACUUGUCACGUGAAGAGUGGACCAUCAUUCAAAUCUGUUAACACCUCAGUGCAUAUAUUUGAAAAAGCAUUCAUCACUGUGAAACAUCGGAAACAACAGGUGCAUGAAACCAUAGCAGGCAAGCGGUCCUACAGGCUCUCCAUGAAAGUGAAGGCAUUUCCCUCACCAGAAGUUGUAUGGCUAAAAGAUGGGUCACCUGCAACGGAGAUAUCUGCUCGCUAUUUGGUUCAUGGUUAUUCUUUAAUUAUCAAAGACGUAACUGCAGAGGAUGCAGGGGAUUAUACAAUCUUGCUGGGCAUAAGGCAGUCAAAUGUGUUUAAAAACCUCACUGCCACUCUAAUUGUAAAUGUGAAACCCCAGAUUUACGAAAAGGCAGUGUCGUCAUUUCCAGACCCAACUCUCUACCCACUGGGCAGCAGACAAAUCCUGACUUGUACCGCCUAUGGAAUCCCUCAACCCGUAAUCACUUGGUCCUGGAGCCCCUGUAACCAUAAUCAUUCCAAAGCAAGGUAUGACUUUUGUUCCAAUACUGAAGAGUCCUUUAUCCUGGAUCCUGACAGCAACACAGGAAACAGAAUUGAGAGCAUCACUCAGCGUACAGCAGUAAUAGAAGGAAAGAAUAAGACGGCUAGCACCUUAGUUGUGGCUGACUCCAGAAUUUCUGGAAUCUACAGUUGCAUGGCUUCCAAUAAAAUAGGGACUGUGGAAAGAAACAUAAGCUUUUAUAUCACAGAUGUGCCAAAUGGGUUUCAUGUUAACUUGGAAAAAAUGCCUACAGAAGGAGAGGACCUGAAACUGUCUUGCACAGUUAACAAAUUCUUGUACAGAGACAUUACUUGGAUUUUGUUACGGACAGUUAAUAACAGAACAAUGCAUCACAGUAUCAGCAAGCAAAAAAUGGCCAUCACUAAAGAGUACUCUAUUACUCUUAACCUCAUCAUCAAGAAUGUAUCUCUGGAAGAUUCGGGCACCUAUGCCUGCAGAGCCAGGAACAUAUACACAGGGGAAGAAAUCCUUCAGAAGACAGAAGUUAUAAUUAGAGGCUCAGAGGAGAUGCUCCUCCCAAAAUGAGUUCGGAGAUGAUAGGAGUAAUAAUGAGACCCCCCAGGUGCCAGCUCGGGGCUCCCCGUUCAGGCCGAGGGCUCUGCCCUCUGGGGCCGACCUGGUGCACGUUUGGAUUUGGAGGAUCCCUGCACUGCAGUCUCUGUGUUUUUUGCUCUUGCUGUCUUCUCCUGCCUGAUAAACAACAACUUGGGACUGAUCCUUUCCUUCCACUUUGAUGCCAACCUCUUUUUAUUUUUAAGUUGUGAAGCUGCACAAACUGAAUAAUUUAAACAAAUGCUGGUUUCUGCCAAAGAUGGACAUGAAUAAGUUAAUUUUCCAGUUCAGAAAUGAGUACAGUUGAAUUUGAGACUCUGUUGGACUUCUGCCUGGUUUUAUUUUGUACUAUUUCAUCUGCUCUUGAUUUGUAAAUAGCACCUGGAUAGCAAGGUAUAAUGCGUAUUUAUUUGAAAAUGCUUCCUGUUUUUUCUUAUAUUAAGCACAUCGAUCUUAAACUGGAGUUUCUAAAAUGGGCCCCAGGGGUGCAAGACGUUGGUAUAAUUCAAAGAAAGCAAAGCUUGGCACAGCGUUUAUUAUGAAAGUCCACCUAAAUCAACCACCCUGCUCUCUCGAUACUUCCAGGUCAUGUUCAUUAUGCUGUUAGUACUGCAGGAACAAGUCCGGCAACUAGUCACUGUCCCUGGCUGGACUAUACAGUCACUAACAGCACCUGAAAGUGCACCGUGACUUUAAGUAUCUGUAUCCCCCUCUUAUUCUUUUAAAGAACUCUAUCAUGUUAAGAUGGCAUUCAAAGGUGGUCCACAAUCAGCUUAUCAAGAAAAUAAAAGCUACUGUGACCAGAGGUUUAAUGCAUUCUUCUAAAUGUCAAUUGAAAAUCUGUCCAUUAAAAAAAAGCCCACUUUCCCCAUAUGCAAAAUGUUAAUUGGAUUUUUAUGGGGAUUAAGAAAUGGCAAAACUACAGAAGCAGAAUUAGUCAUUUAAAAAUACAUGCCAUUUAUUUUUUAAAUCAAGACAUUAUAAUCUCUUGUAUUAAACUUUCAUUUGAUGGAAAAAUGAAUUUUUCAUUAAUUUAAUAUGUAUUGUUCUGCUGUUUUCAUUUGUGAUUGAUUAUUAUAUGUGACUUGCAUGAACUGCAAGGGAAAAAAAAUAAAACUAUAAUGACCAAAAUAGCAAUGGCUGAGAAACACAGUGGCUGGGCAGUUUAAUAGGAGGUGACAAUAUGACAACUUUUCAAGCUUGGGAACUCACCAGCCUAUUUCCUCCUUUAGGUAACAGACUCUGUCCCACGGCUAAACUUGUCUUUCACGUGGGAAUUGCUUUUGUCAAGUGUGAAAGAGUAAACAAUAGCAUUUCCCCAGAAUGCCAGUUUUAUGGAGCCCCAAAUGCUCUGAAAACAAUUAGUAACCUGGAAGUUGUCAGCCCAAAGGAAAGAAUAAUCAAUUGUAUCUUGAAAUUUUACCUAUGGCUCUUUGGCCUGGUCUCUUUGUUCAUUAUAAGUCAGUGUGUUCCUUCAGGAAACAAGGUCAAACAGAACUUGGGGGCCUUGAUUUUUAUGAAAGCUAAAAAAGCAAAUGAAAUAAUUUAGGAAUUACUUAUGAAAAAAUGAUAAAUUGGCCAACCAUUUCCUUCCCUUUACUCCAGUUUUUGUGGGGAGGGAAAGAUGUUAGUAUUCCAAAAGAUGAUUUUAAGAAUUCCAAAAAAGAAAGAAAAAAAGAAUUUCAUAGACUAAUUGUUCACUGUGUAAUUAAUCCUUCCAGACAGCUGUUUUUUAGAAAAAGAAACUAAUUGGGUGAAUUUUAUCUUUUGUUACACCUUAGGGUAUGAGAUGAGGUAAGGGUAACAGAGGGGAAAGAGAGAGAGAAAGAAAAAAGUAGAAGAAGUGGAGUAGGGGUGUGAGGCUGGUUCCUUAGACCCCAUUCCAAAUGGAGAAAAGAAAUUAUGUAUUUAUAGGACCUGGCAAUUCUCUGGGGCCAUAAUACUGAAAAGAAGAACCACCACCUGGUAGGCAGCUAACUCUGGCUACUGAUAACCAGCAGAAAUAUUCUAUUAAUUCCAAUAUUCUCAGUGUGACAGGAUCAGUUGUACUUUGUUCAUUUUGGAAAGCAGGUAUCUGUUUCCAUCAAGUAUGCAUGGGUUCAAUGUACUUUUCUUACUUAAAAUGUCAAUUCAGAUUAUUGUAGUGUAUGAAGUAGGAAAUUAACAAAAUAUGACUCCUGGGUCGAGUCGUGAUUUGGAAACUGGCCAAAAUAUGAAACAUUUAACAUAGGACAUGUUUUUCAGAAAUAAAUCCUAACACUGUAUGUUUUAGAAUGUUUAUAUGAACCUUGUAUUUAACUGAGAUUUCCAUGUUAAUUCUGCAGCUUUUUUGCUGCUUUAUUGUCUUAUGUUUGUGUCGUAAAUAGGGCCUUUGGGAGUUCUUUAAGACAUGUAUGUUAAAAUAAAAUGUUUUCUAAUAUAUAAGAAUUGUUUUCCAAUACACCUGUCAGAGAAGUCCAAAGUCUGUCUGUGUUGAUGAUUACAGCUAUGAAAAUAAUUUAGGUGUUGUGAGCCCUGCAUUUGGCUUUCCUUUUUAUAAGACCUAUGAGCAAUGAUAGAUUAUUUUAGCAUAUUUUAACACACUGGAAAAUGUGCUGGAGGAAGUUACAAAGAAUAUAUAAUUCAGUGAACUAGGUCUGAGUUUUAAAUGAGAUGUCAAAGUUGGUCUGCCACUAUAGAAGAUACUAAAUAAUAAUAUGAUACAGUUCUUUACUAUCUUGUCAUGUUUCAUUGAUAAGUUUGGGGUCUUUGCUGCAUAAAAAUGUCAAAAUUGUAAAGAGCAGGCAGGGAUAAGUUCUCAUAAACUGAAGGCCUUAUACAGAGCUGCAUUUUCAAUUAGAUAAAGCUGUUUGACAGAUUGCACAAAAUGCAAACACAGAAAUGUUGCAAUGGUUCUGCCCAUGGGGCAAGACAGAAUAGGAAAGACAUGCUGAAAGAGGAAAAAGGAUCAUUGCUAUCAUUCAAUCUACACUAUGUCUGAAGAAGGUUUUGUAAAUCAGAGCACUUCCUUCAACUUUUUUUUUGCCUUCAGAUUUCAUUUUAUAUAAAAUGACUAAUGAUAAGCUAUGGAAAUCAAAAUUCAUUGAGAAAUCUGUUUCUCUUAACUGAUAGUAACCCUGCCAUGUUAUACUACUUCAACAUGCUAUAAAAGUUAUAUGAUAAUAUACUUUUAACCUGGGAUUUCUAAAUGGCUUUAACGAAUGCUAAUCCUGAGAGUUUUCCUACAGGAAUAAAAAGAGAAAGGUUUUGGGAAUCGGCAGAAUCCUACAGGGACGUGGAAUCAAAGCCACUGCACUGUAUCAUCUUUUGUAGCAUUGUAAUUACUCCUAAGCUGCUUUCACAGUGUUAGUACACUAAGAUAAAGAAAUCAAAAAUGGUCAGAGAAAGUUCAUACUGUAUAACUGAAACCAGUGACGCACAAUGUGUAAGUUAUGCCAAAACUCUUUUGAUUUCUGUACCAGGAUUUGCAACAAGAGGAAAGGGAUGAUUUGGGAGGGUGGGAGAGACAUUAGGAUUGUUUUUUGUUCUUUUACCUUGGAAUCUUGAGCUAUCAAUCUAGUACCCACCUAACUAGAAUGUAUACACAUCAGCAGGACUGACUACUUCAUUAAAUAGAGACACUGUACUCAUUGGGGGCCUUAGGGGUACUGCUGUUCCUAUGUGGGAUUUUAAUAUUGUAAUGUAUUGCAUCUUAAUGUAUUAAAUUCAUUUUGUUGUACUAUAUUGGUUGGCAUUUUAUUAAAAUAAAUUGUAUUAUAUCAUAUUUGUAUGUUUUAAGAGAAAAUAAUAUAAAAUACAAUAUUUGUACUAUUAUAUAGUGCAAAACCUACAAGUCUGUGCCUCUGACUCUUGAAUUAAUCCUUUGGUUGCUUGCAUUUGGGAAGGAAAUGGAGGAAGGGAACAACCAAUAAAGCUUUCAAAAUUCAA